CUUUACUUGUUCUACUCUCUUCUCUCACUCACUCACUGUGUUUCUUCGUUUCCAAUUCCCUCCUUCAUUCCGCCAUGGAUACCAUGGAAGCAACAAACAAAGUUCUUUCCAGGAUUCAGAGCUUUGAUCCGCAUAAUGCCUCUAAAAUCUUGGGUUAUAUUCUGAUUCGGGAGCACGGGGACAAGGAUGUUAUCAGAUUAGCACACGGCCCGGACGCUGUUCUCCUCUCGCUCAUCUCCCAAGUCAAGGCUGGCUUGGGACUUUGUUCUUCUUCUUCUCCUCCGUUUUCCCAGGCGUCCCUGAGAAUCACGAUUCCCCCCUUUCAAUUUCAUUCGUCCCCUCCUCUGUCUCCUUGGUCUAAUGCCAACGUUUCUCUCCCCGUCGAUCACUUCCGGUUUCUCGACGAGUCGGAGGAAACGCACCACAACCAAAACGAGCUUGAAUUCGCCAGUGAUUCCGACGAUAGCAUGUAUAAUCCUCCUCGCAAGCUUCUGCAUGCGCCUACCAAACAGGACUCUUCUUUCGACCACUUUCUGCGUAUGAAAGCCCAUCGCCUUCAGCACCAGAGGCUUCACUAUCCCCUCACUUACAACAACACCAACGCCAUUAUGAGUAAUUUGAAUGAGAAUCCCCCCAGAUUGGCAGCAGCUCCAUUUAUGAUAGGUGAGGAGUUGCAGAGAUUUGGGCAUUGCCCCCCACCAGAGGUGCCAUGUGAUUUUUACUCGGAUGCUUGUUUGCACCAAAUUUACUUGACUUUUCCAGCUGAUAGCACAUUUAGUGAAGAGGAUGUUUCUAAUUACUUUAGUAGUAUAUAUGGGCCGGUGCAUGAUGUUAGGAUUCCAUAUCAGCAGAAGCGGAUGUUUGGUUUUGUUACGUUUGUCUACCCGGAGACUGUGAAGCUCAUCUUGGCAAAAGGAAAUCCUCAUUUUGUGUGUGAUUGUCGUGUGCUUGUUAAACCCUACAAGGAGAAGGGGAAAAUCUUAGAGAAGAAUAGGAAGCAACAACAGCAUCAUAUGGAUAUAGGAAAGCUCUCGGCAUGUUUAAGCCCAUCUGGUCUUGAUUCUAGGGAGCCCUAUGAUCUUCCGUUUGGACCGAGAAUGUUCAACAAUUCACAGGAGGCUUUGCUUAGAAGAAAGUUAGAGAAGGAAGCUGAGUUGCAGAAAGCCAUUGAUCUUCAUAGCAGGAGGUUAAUGGAUUUGCAACUUAUGGACGUGAAGAAUAAAGAAAAGUAUAAUCACUUCCAGUGUAGCUCAUCACCUGUCAUUCCAGUCUCUUGCCAGAGCAACUCUCAGUCACCAAACUAUCAAGUCACGGAAGAAAACAACAGUAGCCAUGAGGCAAGUGCAGCAGGUCAAGAGAACAACAGUGGAAGUGAAGAUAGCUGCAAGAAGCAGCGAUGCAACAGCCCUGAACUUCAUAAAAGAGGCCUAGAGCACAUCCUUCCAGGUAAAAUUGUCGCUGCUGAAAACCUACCGACCGGAACUGAUGACAGUUUCUCACCAACUCCAUUUUCUUACAACACCCCUACACUUGUUGGCACUUCUACCGGCAUGCACCCUCUGUUCAAUCAUGUUACAUGAAGAUGCCCAGGUUAACAUCUGACCAAGAAGCAAGUAAUAGAAAGUAUAGGCAAAAUAGUUGACCAUGGUUAUUGGGGGGACAAAAUUUUGAAAGUUUGAAUAGUGAGCCCAAAGUAUCAGAAGAAAUCUGUAAGGAAAGAUCCCUUCAGGAUCCUAUGUUUCGUCAAAUAGGGCCGCCAUAAACUACAGCAAUACAUAAUGCAUAUGUAUAGGACAAAUGACUUGAGAUUUAAUAUGACUAGAAUAUGAAAGUAGGGUCUCUCUCUCUCUCUCUCUCUUCUUUAUAUUUCUGAAGUUAGAAUAGUUGUUUGCUGCAGCAUUCAGAAAACUAGCAAUAUGACAAAGGCUUGGAUAGUUUGAUUAUGACUCCUAUGGGCUAUGCCUCUUUUCUUUUA
Ipomoea triloba (trilobed morning glory) is the source of this 1975-nucleotide messenger RNA. RefSeq names its product zinc finger CCCH domain-containing protein 23-like. The coding region runs from base 75 to 1580 and encodes 501 amino acids. The record is from RefSeq and is a predicted model, not a curated record. The transcript is spliced from 9 exons. Gene Ontology annotation, molecular function: RNA binding. NCBI's taxonomy places the organism in Eukaryota, Viridiplantae, Streptophyta, Magnoliopsida, Solanales, Convolvulaceae.